AGUUAUAUUUUUGAAGAAAGAUUUCACUGAAUAAGGAUGCCUUUUCGUCGUUUGUUCAGAGAACGGGCGGAUAGCAGGGCGGAGCGGCCUGUUGUCGAAAACAGGGACACAUAUCGGAAUGAAAUCGAGUCCUUGCGGAACAUGAACGCGACUCUGGCGCGGCAGAUGCUGCAGCAGGAGGCUCAGUUUGAGGAGGAGAAGGAGGAGCUGAGGAAGAAGAUGCGGCGGCAGGACGCCAGGAUGCUCAUGAAGGAUAACCAGAUCCUCAAGAUGAGGAGAGCACUGGACGAACAGAACGUGGAGAUACAGGAGUACAAAGAACAGGUUGCGGAGUUAGAGGAAAAGAUAAAGACCUGCAAGGCAAAGUUCGCUGCCCGGGCAGAAAAGUGGAGACAGAAAGUCAACAAGACUGCGGAGGAAGUGUUCACGGACUUCCAGCUGAAAUGUCAAAAACAAGUCAAGGAACACUUGCACGACGUCCACGAGGAACUGGCCGACCUCCGACUCGACCUCCGGGACAGUCAGGACGAGGAGAAGCGCCUCUUGCAGGAGUUGACGGUACUGCAGGAUGACAUGGAUGGUCUCCAGCGCGUGUUCAGCGCGGAGAGGUGGGAGGACGCCGUGGACAGCGCGCUGAGGAUGAAAGACCGGUGCGCUGAGCUGGAGAGGCAGAGUCAGGAGAACAAAGACCUGCGGCAAGAGAUGGGCAUUCUGCGUCAGGAGCUGCAGGGUCUUCGACAAGCCUCUCCAAGUCCCGUAACCUUGGAAGAAGGGCACAAGUUUUUCUUCGAAAAGGACACCGCCAUCUUGGACACCAGUCUCGCCAGCCACCUGCCCUGUGGCGAGCAUCAGACGUGAGCUGCACAACUAGAACUCUGCUCUACGUGUUAGGGUCUUGGUGAUAGCAUAUCCGUGUAUACUAGGCUAUACUGUCCUCCUUAUUGAACAAUAGGUACUAAUUACAAUCCAUGGCACAUGUACCAAGUUCUAUACACUACAUGUAUUGUUUUGUUGCGAAUAGAACUUCUAGUUCUGUCGGUCUUUGCAAGGGAAGACGAUGACUAAGAGGAUAGCCGAAGAAACUGUGAAAGACGCCAGUCUACCGACAAAUUGAAGACCAUGG
This is a messenger RNA of Branchiostoma floridae (Florida lancelet), 1123 nucleotides long. RefSeq names its product polyamine-modulated factor 1-binding protein 1-like. The coding region runs from base 37 to 858 and encodes 273 amino acids. NCBI's taxonomy places the organism in Eukaryota, Metazoa, Chordata, Leptocardii, Amphioxiformes, Branchiostomatidae. The record is from RefSeq and is a predicted model, not a curated record. The transcript is spliced from 5 exons.